Theobroma cacao (cacao) is the source of this 1866-nucleotide messenger RNA. RefSeq names its product TRICHOME BIREFRINGENCE-LIKE 41 (gene TBL41). Gene Ontology annotation, molecular function: O-acetyltransferase activity. The record is from RefSeq and is a predicted model, not a curated record. NCBI's taxonomy places the organism in Eukaryota, Viridiplantae, Streptophyta, Magnoliopsida, Malvales, Malvaceae. Gene Ontology annotation, cellular component: Golgi apparatus.
AAUAUUUAAGUCAGUAUCUUGCUGGGUUAAAUUUUGUCAUUCUGUCGUAUAACAGGAAAGUAUUGUAUACACUUUUUUCUAUUAUGUUAUUAGAUGUGGACUUGAUAUAUAAAGUAGUAAUAUGUCAGUAUAAAUGAGUCUGCAACUUAAUAAUAAGAACAACUCUGUCAGUUUAAUAAUAAAGUGCUUAUAGAUUCAUAUAUGAUAACUAUUUUUGACAUGUUAGACUUAAAACUGUUGUGAUGAAAAGAAUUUAACAAAACUGAUAACUGUUCUCAUUCAUUACCAUUGAAAAAGAGGCCAAAGAAAACAAAAAUGUUUUAGUUAGUAUUUGUGGUACCAUAUGGCUAAUGACACAAUGGAAAGGCUUAUAUAUGUAAACUUCUUCGAGUCUGACAUAGAUAUAAUGGAACACAAACACGCUACUAUAUAAAGAUGUAACAGGCCAGGCUUGGCCAGGCCAGAACACAUCUCUGAGAGAGAGAGAGAGAGAGAGAGAAAGAGUGGCUCCCUGUUUCCCCGUCUCAAGUCCCAUAUUUUUUUUUCUCUUAUUUGAAAAAAUCUCUCUCUUUCUUUCUCUCGUCUUUUUCUCUGUCUCUGUUCCUCUCUUUCCCUGUUUAGAGAGAGGUAACAGGCACAAUGGGGUUAUGGGUUCAUUCCAGUUUCCUUGUUUCAUCAUCAUUGUUCAUGGUUUUGGGUCUUGUUUGCCAGGGAAAUGCGGCUGCCUAUGGCCCUUCCCCUGGCUGUGAUUUGUUCACAGGCAGGUGGGUUUUUGAUCCGUCUUACCCUCUCUACUCUGCGUCUGCUUGCCCUUUCAUUGAAAGAGAGUUCAGUUGCCUAAAAAAUGGACGCCAAGAUCUGAUUUACACACAGUAUAGAUGGCAGCCUCUUGGUUGCACCUUGACAAGAUUUAAUGCAUUGAACUUCCUAGAAACGUUUAGAGGGAAGAGCAUAAUGUUUGUGGGAGACUCUCUAAGUCGAAACCAAUGGCAAUCCUUGACAUGCAUGCUUCACUCUGCAGUUCCCAAUGCCGAAUUCAACAUUACUAGAGUAGGAGAUGUCUCCACAUUUGAAUUCCUGGAUUAUGGAGUUAAGGUGAUGCUUGAUCGCAGCGUGUAUCUGGUAGAUGUUGUGAUGGAAAAGAUUGGUAGGGUCUUGAAGCUUGACUCAAUCGAAGGAGGCAAGCUAUGGAAAGGAAUUGACAUGCUUAUCUUCAAUACCUGGCAUUGGUGGAACCGUCGCGGACCCACUCAACCAUGGGAUUUCAUUGAAGUAGGAGGCGUAAUUAAGAAAGAUAUGGAUCGAAUGCUUGCUUUCGAAACAGCUCUCAACACAUGGGCUAGAUGGGUGGAUGCCAACAUUGAUCCCGCCAAAUCUCUGGUCUUUUUCCAGGGAAUUUCUCCAUCGCAUUACAAUGGAUCAUCUUGGAAUGAACCCAACGCAAAGAACUGUCUAGGGCAGAAGCAGCCAUUGCUUGGUACAACAUAUCCAGGAGGUCUACCACCAGCUUUAGAUGUGCUGAAGAAAGUUUUAAGCACAGUGAAAAAACCUGUUAAGUUGCUAGAUAUAACCAUGCUCUCGUUGCUUCGCAAAGAUGGACAUCCUUCAAUGUAUGGGCGUGAAGGACCGACAGGAAUGGAUUGCAGCCAUUGGUGUCUUGCAGGAGUUCCAGAUACUUGGAACGAGAUUCUUUACAAUCUUAUUCUUUGAACAUCGAUUUGUUAACAUGAACUAAUAAUGUCAUAAUGAUGAUCAAUUGCUCAUUUGAUUCCUACCUCACUAUCGGCUCAUUACACAGAGCUCAUGUGAUGCGCUAGAGGCCAACGUGUAAACUCUUCCGUACAAAUUUAGUUCUCUUUUCCUUAA